Molecule: messenger RNA, 2085 nt
Organism: Brassica napus (rape)
Lineage: Eukaryota; Viridiplantae; Streptophyta; Magnoliopsida; Brassicales; Brassicaceae
Product: transcription factor bHLH18
Exons: 5
Coding region: 852-1823 (323 amino acids)
Molecular function (GO): protein dimerization activity
Source: RefSeq, a predicted model, not a curated record
UCUGGAUAGCCGAUGAGGAUAUAUCAAAAAAAACUUUUUUUUGCUUAAAACAUAAACUGGUUAUCUUUUGAAAUACGUAUGUAUAUCAAAGUUGUUUGUUUGGGAAGUUGUAUUUAUAUUUAUUUAUCAUGUUUAGUGGCAACAAUAAUAUUUUCAUGAACCAUAUGACUGGAAGAUAAAGAUUCGAUAACAAAGUUACAAACACGAAAUAUAGUUCACAAUCUAGCUGCCUCUCUUCAAGUCCCUAAAAAUUCCAUUCGUCAUUUAAAGUUUCUUCUUUUAGUUUUGGUCCAACACUUUAACACUUACCUGUUUUUUUUCUUUUACGUUGCUUAUCUAAAUACUGGAGUAUUUAAAGCAACAACCUUUUUUUCUGAAUUUACGUGCAAGUGCUGUAUAUAGAAACAAAUACUAUACAAUCCAACUUUGUGGACUUAAAGUACAAAAAAUUAUAUUUCAUUCUUUAUGAAAAGAAAAGAUUUUAUGCAUAUUAUUGUCAAUAUAAGUCAACAAAAAUUUAAAAUAUAGCAGUUUCCAAUCUUAUAAAUUUCGCACAAUUUAUUCACUAUAUCUCUUAUAAUCGUAUUUUCGAUCUUAAAUCUUCAUAUUUUGUAAUAGAUACACAUUUGGUAUUAAGAUCUCUUAGAGUGUUAAAUAUUAAUUGUUUUUAUUUAACUAACAUUACCAGCUAAUAAUGUCUGAUUGUAUUUGAUCGCCUUUCACACGUACGUACACAUGACUUCAGAGUUCUAUAUAUGUAUCUAUAUCUUGGUCAGCCAUUAGCAAACCCCAAUAUCUCUCUCUCCUCUCUCUCAUAAGAAGAUUCUUGAUUACUUAAGCAGCUAGCAAAAAUGGCCACAACGAUGAACGUAUGGUCUACCAAAUGGACCUCCGGAUUGGAUAUUGAAGAGUACAACAUCAUCCACCAACACCACAUGAACUCACUCUUAGGAGAUUUUCCACAAUCUCUUUCAUCUCUUGAUGAUACUUCCACUUGUUAUAACUUUGGUGCUUCUUGUAAUGAUUAUUUGGUUGAAGAGGAACCUUCAAAGAUCCUCAAGACCACUCACGAAUCACCAAAUUUACAUCUUUAUCCUUUUCCCAAUUCUACUUCUCCACACCCUCAGCCAUCUUCUAGAUUUCUUUCUUUCGAAAAGACGGGAUUAAAAGUUAUGAACCACAAGUCUCCAAACUUAAUAUUUAGCCCCAAGGAAAAAGUUGGAUCAGAAGAUUUGAUAAGAAGAGGGACAAAGAAGGCUCAACCUUUAGCUCGAAGUCCAUCAAAUGCUCAAGAACAUAUACUGGCCGAAAGAAAACGGAGAGAAAAACUUACUCAAAGAUUUGUAGCUCUUUCCGCCCUAAUUCCUGGUCUAAAGAAGAUGGACAAGGCUUCUGUGCUGGGAGAUGCAAUAAAGCAUAUAAAGUACCUCCAAGAGAGUGUGAACGAGUAUGAAAAACAAAAGAAAGGAAGAACAUUGGAAUCAGUUGUUCUUGUGAAUAAAUCUCAGUUGGUUUUGGAUGAGCAUCAUAAAUUAUCACCAUCUUUCUCAGAUGGAAAUCGUGACUACUCAAGCUCGAAUCUUCCAGAGAUCGAAGUUAGGGUUUCGGGAAAAGAUGUUCUUAUUAAAAUCAUAUGUGAGAAGCAAAAGGGUAAUCUGAUAAAGAUUAUGGGUGAGAUUGAGAAGCUUGGUUUAUCGAUCACCAACAGCAGUCUCUUGCCAUUUGGACCAACUUCCGACAUCUCUAUUAUCGCUCAGAAGACAUGCGAUUUUGAUAUGAAAGUUGAGGACGUUGUGAAGAGCUUGAGUUGUGGUUUAUCAUAGUUCAUGUGAAUGGUUUCACAUUCUUCAGCAAUUUCUCUUAUCCAAGAAUCUAAAGUUGAUUUUCUUCCAUCAAAAUGGUUUUUAGCUGAUUAAUUUGUUGUAUGGAUCCUAAGUCAUUUAUAGAAAACCUUGUUCUUGUUGUUUAAGUUUCCCCAAAGACACUUAUCAUCAAUGUUUAGUAGACGGAUUUUUGUUCGCAGCUACUUGAUUGUUUCUUGCGUUGUAAAGCAUUCCGUUAGUUAAUAAAUGACAUUUUCUUAGA